AAGGGUCUGAAUUAACUGCUGGGAAUGUAGACUUAGCUCCUGAAGGGAAGCAAACUUUCCAGUGUUUCUUUUGGAAUCUCCAUUUAAAAUAAGCCCCCCACUCAUUUUGUUCGGUUGUAUAACUCCUUUUCAGUUUAUGCAUGCAAGUAACCUCAGUUUGGACUAUCAGAAGUGCCCCAUGUUGGCCAAUAAGGCUUUAAAUCAUCGUGGGGAAUGCGAGUCUAACAGGCAAACAUUUUUCAGCAAGAAGAGCCGUCUUCCUUACACAUAAAUCCUGCAGGAGCUCUGGCAGGGGGCUGGUUAUCAAGAGUCCCCUUAGGAGAAUGAUCUCCCCAAACAGAGUAUUCAUCAACAAGCUGAAACCCAACUCUUCCACUCAAAAUGAGUGAAAACAGAAUCCUCUCUUCAGAAAUGAGAGAGGACAGAAGCCAGCAGCAGAGGACACCCAAACAAGGGAGGUUUGGGCCCAGGAGGACUUACCACCAAGAACAAGGUUGCCAGGGGAGACGGUGGAAAACAAUGGCAUCCUGCAGGUACUUCACAGGUGCCCACUGCGGCUUGGAACAGAAGGCAGUUGCUCCGGACCCCACUUCUCUGACACCAUGGCAUGUCAACGGAUCUCAGACUGUGUCUGUAAAAACAAGCAAUGCAUUUAUUUGGGGUCUUGGGGAUUGCGGUUUGGAAGAUAGAUUUGAGAGGGAUCAAACAACUGGGGGAAGAAAUUAGGAGUUUCUAAAGGCAAAAACCACAAGUUGUUUUAAAAGAAUAAUGAUUGAUUCUGACAACAUGUGAGCUAUCUGAUACAUAGAAAUGUUCCAGAAAUGGUUCUGUGGUUAAGGCCCAGGUUCUAGAGUUCAGUCUCCAUCCAGGGGCAGACAUGCACAAACUCCGUUUUCCUAAAGAUCUCCCAGCUCCCUUUUGGGACCCCCAGCAAUUCUCCAAGUCCAUCUCAGGACUCCCUGUUCACACUCAUCUCAACAUGGAGCUUUCCCAGGACUAAAUGAACUGUGUCUGGGGAUAAAUUUGCUUUGCAGGAGCGGCUGGAGAACCCCCACUCUAUGACGUGUAUCGGGAGGGUCGGACAGUUUCCAGUGAAAGGUAGAAAGAAACAGGGACUUGGCAGACAGCACCAACAGGAGCCUCACCCCCAGUUUCAGCACUUUUCUCGUCUCCCUGUUAUCACAGACACCCUGAGCACAGAAAGUGACGUGGGCCAGGAUGAGGGAUGCCAAACCUGGUGCCGUGGGCGCCUCCAGAACUGGACAGGGCCCUGAGCAGCUACGAGAGUCACGUCUGCUGAGUAAGGACACUUUAGACGACUACCGUAGAGGCAUUAAAAAUACUGUCAUUAAGGCCUAACGUGUUCUGUCUGAAGUCUCAAGAUGCUAGCACAUACACUUUCUUCGUUCUAAUGAACAAGGAAGAGGUUACAAGCUCUUACUGCCAUUGGCCAUUCUCAGGAAGGGUAUGCAAAAAACAAAGCAGAGAAGAACUGGUAAAACACAGCCUCUCAGACAACAGUGGCAGAUUUGGGUCAAAACUCCAGCUUGGAGAGAUGCAGAAUUUUAUGCCACGAAAGGGAAGCUUUCUAUUUCCAGAUGAGCAAACGAAGGCACAGAUCUGGGGCAAGAGUGUGGCAAGGUCCCACAGCCAACUUCCCCAGGCCUCCCUGGCUCCAGGGUCCGCGGACCCUACGUGCCUGGCACUCCACACUCCCAGCUCUGCACAAGGCCACACGGAGCCUGAGACAAGAGUUAGCACAUCGGUGAAACUGCUUUUCCUCGGCCUCUUCUCAGUUUCCAGACAGACCAAAGAAAGCAAUCCUGGUUUUGUUUUCCCCAAGCAGGAACUCUGCUCACUAGUUUCACUUUCCACUUUCAGUUUCUAUCUCGGUUUCCAGUCUAAAUUGUCAACAACACGCCCACAGGUUACGUCAUGAACUGUUCAUCUUUCUUAUAUUGCCCAGGAUGUGGCUCACAUCCUGAAAACCCAGUCUCCUGGCUGGAUCUCAGAAGAGCCCACAGCUAAACGAGGCCCUGCAGAACUGGCAGCCAUGAGUAAGAACGCUGAUGAGGUCAAAGGUAAGCUGCUUCAGCUGAGAUGCCACUUCACCUGGGAGCUGCUAGUUGAAGACACUGAGAUGCCCGAUUUAGAGAACAGGAUCUUGGAUGAGAUUGAGUUCCUAGACACCAAAUACAACGCGGGCAUACACAACCUGCUGGCCUACGUCCGACACCUGAAAGGCCAGACUCGGGAGGCCCUGGAGAGCCUGAAGGAAGCCGAAGACCUGAUCCAGCAGGAACACGGCGACCGAUCGGCUGUGAGAAGCCUGGUCAUCUGGGGCAACUACGCCUGGCUGUAUCACCACAUGGGCAGGCUGGCGGAGGCCCAGACUUACCUGGACAGGGUGGCGAACACUUGUGAGAAGUUUGCAGCCCCCUCCUGCUACAGGCUGGACUGUCCUCAGAUGGACUGUGAGGAAGGGUGGGCCUUGCUGAAGUGUGGAGGAAAGAACUACGAGCGGGCCAAGGCCUGCUUCGAAAAGGCUCUGGCAGCGGAGCCUGCGAACCCUGAAUUCAGCACCGGGUAUGCAAUCACCAUCUAUCGCCUGGACGGCUUCAACAAAGCGACCCAGGUCAGCGACGCAUUUUGUCUGCAGCCUCUAAAAGAGGCCAUCAGGCUAAACCCAGAAGACGCGUAUAUCAAGGCUCUGCUCGCCCUGAAGCUUCAGGACGUGGGCCAAGAAGCCGAAGGAGAAAAGUACGUCGAAGAGGCACUGACCAACAUGUCCUCGCAGACCUACGUCUUUCGAUACGCGGCCAAGUUUUACCGCAGGAAAGGCGCUCUGGAUAAAGCUCUUCAGCUCUUAAAGAGGGCCCUGCGGGCCACGCCCUCCUCCGCUUUCCUGCAUCACCAGAUGGGGCUUUGUUACAAGGCACGCAUGAUCCAGAUCAAGAGAGCGGCAAACUGGCAGCCCAGAGGACAGGAUAGAGACAAUGUCGACAAAAUGGUAAGGUUAGCCAUAGCUCAUUUUCAAUUUGCUCUGGAACAAAAGCCCACAUUUGAUGUUGCUUAUAUACACCUGGCCGGUAUGUACAUAGAAGCUGGCAACCACAGAAAAGCUGAAGACAUUUACCAAAAAUUGUUAUGUCUGACGUCCCUCGACGAAGAAAAACAGCAAAAGGGACAUUUCCACUAUGGUCAAUUUCAGGAAUUUCAAAAGAAAUCUGAAGUCAAUGCAAUUAUCCAUUAUUUAAAAGCACUAAAAACAGAAAAGGUGUCACUGACAAGAGAUAAAUGUAUUAAUUCUUUGGAGAAACUGACUUUAAGAAGACUUUCCAGAAACGCAUCAGACAUAGAAAGCUUGAGCAUUCUUGGGUUUAUCUACAAAGUCAAAGGCGAAAUGAACAAAGCCCUGGAGUACUAUGAGCAGGCCCUGCGGCUGGCUGUGGACUCUGGGAACUCUGGUACCUGAUCCUGGGUGUGGAAAUAUGAACCACUUUCACGUUUUAUUUGAUUUUAGGUAAACAUGUUAACUCUAACCAUUGUUUCUGCUUGCUACUUUCAGAAACAUAUUAAGCAAUCCACUGCAGUGAUGCAAGUUUUUAACCAUUACCCAAACCUGGUAAAAUAUUGGUUCUAUUCAGAAAAUACUGAAACAGAAUAUAUACAUCUCUGUUACGUGAGAGAGGAACCAUUUCUCUGUGAAUGAUAUAUAGUCGAAAAACCAUUUGUCGAGUAGAUUCGUAGCAAAUAAAGGCCUGGAUUUACAUAAAA
Felis catus (domestic cat) is the source of this 3777-nucleotide messenger RNA. Its product is annotated as interferon-induced protein with tetratricopeptide repeats 1. The record is from RefSeq and is a predicted model, not a curated record. Gene Ontology annotation, molecular function: RNA binding; protein binding. Gene Ontology annotation, cellular component: cytosol. Bases 2054 to 3475 code for a protein of 473 amino acids. NCBI's taxonomy places the organism in Eukaryota, Metazoa, Chordata, Mammalia, Carnivora, Felidae. Gene Ontology annotation, biological process: defense response to virus. The transcript is spliced from 2 exons.